Betta splendens (Siamese fighting fish) is the source of this 1433-nucleotide messenger RNA. It is a transcript of the gene mvb12a, whose product is annotated as multivesicular body subunit 12A. The transcript is spliced from 10 exons. Gene Ontology annotation, biological process: virus maturation; viral budding; endosome to lysosome transport via multivesicular body sorting pathway. Lineage: Eukaryota; Metazoa; Chordata; Actinopteri; Anabantiformes; Osphronemidae. Bases 12 to 992 code for a protein of 326 amino acids. Gene Ontology annotation, cellular component: ESCRT I complex; cytosol. The record is from RefSeq and is a predicted model, not a curated record.
UUGUAGUCAAAAUGGAUUCAUUACUUCCUGCUUUGACAAGGAAGAAGAAAUUCCGGCUAGUAACCAAAAAGUUGUUUGCCUUUCGAAGUACAGCAGCUCGAGGACUUGUAAAAGGAUUCAGACAUAAAAUGUCUGUAAUGGAGCAGGGGGUAGUUCGACCAAUUACGGCAGUAGCAUGGACCUCCAACACCAGCACCUGCCCUAAGGAGUUCACCAUGAUCAGCUUAACAGAAGACGGAGCAGCAGCAAACUUUACACGUAGCUUCGGAAUGAAGUCUGGAUAUUACCUCUGCUACAGCAAGGACUUAUCAAGUGGUUUUGUAUUGUCAGACCUUCAGCUUAUUUCAGACAAGGACUCCAUUCCUCAUGGUUACACUUAUAUAGCUGAGCACCUUGAACAGAAGGCCUCUGUUUCAAAGAAGAAACGUGUGUGUGCACUCGCUGUACCUGUUGGCAGUGUGGAUACAGCUGUGUUGGAUAUUAAACUGACAGCCAAAAGCAAAAUGAUGCUGCAGCACUACACAUACGUGGGAGAUAUUCACGGCUACGUGUUGUGGUGUAGAAAGGGACAUUUUUCCAGCCCCACUCCUCAAGCCAAACCCAGACGUAUUAGCCUGGAUGUUCGGGGCCUCUCUCUGGAGCAGUCCCCUGCUGCAAUGCCUCUGAGACCCAGUAACCCUCCUCAUGCAGUGCCACCAAACAAAAUGAGUCAAAGACGCCACAAUCUCCAUAGCAACAACUCGGACAAACCUGCAGACACCAGCAUCCAUGGCAGUACAGCACUAGAUGGAGUUCCUUUUAGUCUGCACCCAAAAUUUGACAUCCAGGCCAAUGACACAAAUCCUCAGCUGAACUCUCAGUUAAACAACAUUUGUAUAAAGUCACUCCAAGACAUCGAAAAUGAGUAUAAUUAUACUUUUGUUGUGGAGGAAUCUGCCGCCAAGAGGAACAGACCUAAACUAUCAACUGAAGGUGCUUUAGAACCAAUGUGAUUUUCACCAAAAUAAAUGCAGUAUCAGGUUUUUGGGUCAUUUGAACGACUUCUUAAAUCAUGGUACAGAUGAUGAACGAUUACUAUUCAUAAUCUGUUGCUUUAAAGAAUUUCUCAUACCAGGGUCAAUUUAAACGCCAUCUAGAGGCAUUAUGUGAGAUUUUCAAUAACAAUAUGAAGAAGCCAGGGUGUUUUGGCAUGCUCCAUGUCAUGUCACUCACAAGUGGAUUUAUAAUUUCAACUAGUCAUUUCUCUGUGUAUUUACUCUUAACAUGUUGGGUUAGCUAAGUGUAAACUAUAGUGCAUUGGUUAUAUAAGGUGUAGCAAAGGAGUAAUCCAUCCAGCUUUUGGUUUGGCUUAAGGUGUAUAUUUUAUAUUUUUUAUUACCCAUUGGUGUUGUUUGUUACAUUACAUGGAAAAAAUAAAAGCUUUGGAAACACUA